Messenger RNA from Papilio machaon (common yellow swallowtail), 1097 nucleotides. RefSeq lists its product as uncharacterized. NCBI's taxonomy places the organism in Eukaryota, Metazoa, Arthropoda, Insecta, Lepidoptera, Papilionidae. Bases 88 to 1092 code for a protein of 334 amino acids. The record is from RefSeq and is a predicted model, not a curated record. The transcript is spliced from 5 exons.
GAAAUUGGAACUGCCAAUGGCGAACGAUGCAGAGAAAAAUGCAAAGACAUUUGACAAAGCUCACACAUUGAAAUUUAUUGUUAAAAUAUGUCACAUUCGAAGAAUGCACAUAAAUUAUCUGAAAUAGAUUCUAUAGAAACAUUUAGAAAAGGCAGACCAGAUGACGAAGGUAAAAUAAUUGAUAAUAAUAAUGAAAAUUGUAUAUAUGCUGUAACCGUCUCUAAGAAAUCAUCACUAACGGAUGAAGACCCGACAUUGGAUUUUGCACAGAAAUCAUUUAUAAGUAUUCAUUCUACGGAUCAGUUAUGUCAGAUACCGAGCGCCAGAAGUCAAUGCAGCCUCGAAGAAUGUAACGUAGAGGUGAUCAGUUUGAAUGAAGUAUUUCCAUCAACUUCAGAAGAAAGUUUCUCGAAUGAUGACGACCUACCUACGAAACGGGAUCAAAAGUAUACUAAAAACAAACAGCCUAUUAGUAAAAUACACAAAGAGAAUUCGAGAUCAUCAUACGUGCCGACGAAUAGUAAAUCUACUACUGGACCCGGUAGACUUAAAGACGGGAUGGACGGAGCGCCAGUGCGGUCAGAUUUUGAUAUACCCAAAAAUACGCUUCAUUGCGUAGGAAGUAAUCCCGGCGAGCCAAAAAUGACGUACCCGGAUCCACCGAAAAAGAUGUCCAAAACCAUGAAGAAACUUCUACGUAACAUCGACAAGCACAAGGUGGAGCAGAAUAGCAAGAGCAACGAGAAGGCCAUCAGCAAGCUGACGACGGUGCGCGGCAUACUCAAAGACAACCGCUGCGACCUCGAAUGCACCGGCGACUCAACAACACACGACUCGGACGACUAUAACGCAGCCGGCGAAACUUUAUCGUUAGAAAUGGAUUUCGAUUCACAAACCAACUACACGAAGCAUUCGCCAGAUAAAAAUGUAUCGUUUAAUACGCAAGUUGUCAUCAUUCAUUUCACGGGCGACCUUUGCGUCGGUCAAAGUAUCGAAACUCUUAGCAAAGAGAAAGACCAGCAGGCGAGGAAUUCGGAACUAAAGAAAACCUUCCUCACCAAAUACAACGAAUUCUGGCCGACGCAGAAGUAAAAUCA